AUGGAUCUUGGGGUCUCACUUGAUAGAGCGAAGUCCGCUCAGUCGAAUCGACCUAAUAGUAUCCAUGUUGCUUCCAAUUUGGACUUCUUGCGAGAACGAGAGGCAGCACCCGGAAGAAAUUUCGAUGCACCGUCGUUGGGUCGAGGUGGCCAGUCUCCUGCCGUGCUAGAUUCUGAUUCUGAUGAUGAGAAGAACAUCACUUCGAAUAUCGAUUAUUUGAGAGCAAGAGAAAAUGAGGAUAGCCAUCAGAAGAAGCAUCGCCGAAGCAGCAGCCAGAACACCAAGGGCGGCGGGAAACGGUCUAGCUUACACUCAUUGACGAGUGGCACCAAAAACAUCGUGAAGGGCCGCUUUGGCGAUGCCUUCAAGAUGUUCGAGAGCAACUCCGGCUCCGGCCCCGACCGAGGGCGAUCUGACUCAGGCCCGCGCACACCCACAGAUCUCCCUAUCGACUCACGCCACAGUGCACUGACCCCCAUUGCCGGCUCCGAAGCCACAGGCGGCCACUCCGAUGACGAGCGCGUCAUCGACGAGACAGAAGACCUCCCUCCAGAAGUCCGUCGCGAGCUUGAAAGGCGGCGCCUUUCGCAAGAAGAACGCCGCGUCGAAGCCGCAGCCGCGGAAUACCGCAAACGCCUUGCAGAAGAAGGCAAAGGCAAGGCGGGCCCCACACGCGCUUCUACCAUCCAAAACCGCGUCAGGAACCUCCUCGACGAAAGCCAGAAGCCGGUAUCUGCUAGCCGCACAGCGGAAGGCUACGGGAAGUACACCUCUACAGGCAAGCCGUUACCGCAGAGGCCACAAGACCAGAGCGGCGCCAGACAACCACCUGCCGUUGCUAAGAAACCCAUCACGGUGUCCCAGCAGGUCCAGCAGAAUGCGCCUUCAGAUCUAGCAUACACGAAGCCUCGCCAACCACCGCAUGUGGCUCAAGUACCGACCUCAGCGUCCGCUCCUCCGGCGGCAACCCGUGUCCCAACAGGCGGCCCUCGUCCACCGCCUCCGUCGAAACCGACGAAGCUUAGGACAGGCAACACUGGGGACUUCUCCACUGGGUCGAGGCAGAGCCCUACCAAGAGCAGUGUAAGAGACAAGCCGUUGCCUCGUGUUGGGGGGCAGCAUGACGGGCCUGCGGAUGAUGCGUGGGAUGUGGAUAGCUUUAGCAAGCGGUAUCCUAGCUUGAAUAAGCUGGAGAUGGUGGAGACGGAGAUUCCGACAGGGAGGAGGGAUGUCAGGGAUGUGUAG
Didymosphaeria variabile is the source of this 1245-nucleotide messenger RNA. Its product is annotated as Ark- serine/threonine protein kinase. Lineage: Eukaryota; Fungi; Ascomycota; Dothideomycetes; Pleosporales; Didymosphaeriaceae. The record is from RefSeq and is a predicted model, not a curated record. The transcript has a single exon. Bases 1 to 1245 code for a protein of 414 amino acids.